Molecule: messenger RNA, 831 nt
Organism: Cylindrotheca closterium
Lineage: Eukaryota; Bacillariophyta; Bacillariophyceae; Bacillariales; Bacillariaceae
Source: the annotation of a GenBank genome assembly
AUGAUGAUGAGACGGACCCAAUAUUUCAUCGCCCUUUGCCUAGUGUUGUUGCAGCUCAUUAGCGCCCAAAAAUGUUCCAUUUGUGGUUCGGACAACAUUCGCCCUGGCAACACCAAUACCUUUUACAACAUCCGGUAUUUCGGUACCUAUUCUUGUCCCAACCUUUAUGAUUUGGGACAACAAGGAAAGAUUCCAGGUUACAUCUGCGGAAUCAUUCAAAGCCGCCUUUACAGUGCCUGUCAGUGUGGUCAAGCACCUUCGGGUGGUGGUGGUGGAUCUAGCGGUGGAUCGGCUCCCUUUACCAUUCCACCCGGCCUCAACUUGCCUCCUUCCUUUAGCAACAAUUUGAAUUUGCAGACUCCAAGGCCCACCCCCGCCAGGAGGCCCGCACCACCACCGCCAACCCGAAGACCCACCGCCCCACCCCCAACCCGAAGACCUACCCGUCAGCCCACCAGACAACCCACACGAAGACCCACGGCGCGUCCUACGGCACGUCCCACACCUGGACCCACUCCCUCUCCCACCACUUCCAAACCAACCCCGUCUCCUACUCCCAAGCCCACUCGAGUUCCUACCGAAGCUCCUACCGGACGGUACGACCGAAAGGAACGCACCGCGGGGGGUGCGCUCAAGGAAGACACGUACAAAUUGGCCCGUCAACGUGGUGGCAACCGUCUCAAGGAUUUGCAAUUGAUUUACGGCUUUAACCGUGGUAACAAUCGCCGUCAAUUGGAAAAGGAACCAGAAGAAAUGGAGGUCAUGGCACCAGAAGAAGAAAAAGAAGAGGAACUACAAGCAGCAACUGGUGAAGAACCAACGGAAAGCUAA